UCUUGUCCAAAAACACCCAACCAUGGCUUAUUCUUUUGUAGAGAAUACGAGAUUUUACCCUUCAACAUCCUCUUUAUUGUCCUUGUACGCUUCAUUUUCCACUUCCUUAAUGCUCUUGCGUAAUGUUUACCAUGAAUUAGUACCCAAGACGCUCGAGACUUUUCUUGUCUCAAAAUUCUUGCUCUUCUUCUCUCGUAGAAAAUCAUCUCUUUCUUAUGAUACCUUCAUAAUUGAUGAUUCGUGGGACGGUCUUGAUCGCAACAAUCUCAUAGACGCAGCAAGAUUCUACUUGUCUUCCAAGAUCGGCCCUAAAAACAAAAUAAUCAGAAUUGGUAAGUUUAGACGGCAAAAGAAUGUAACAGCUGCCUUAGUAGAAGGUCAGAAAGUUGUUGAUGUCUAUGAAGGGACAGAAAUUACCUGGCAAUUUGCAAAGCAAGAAAACGACGAUCGAUCGAAUAAUGAUAAAUUCUAUAACAAAGGUUAUUUUAAACUAAACUUUGAAGAUCAAUAUAGAGAAAAAAUCUUUAAUGGUUACUUAAACCACAUUUUGGAUACUUCCAAGGCCAUGACAAAAGGCGAAAAGGUUUUAAAGCUUUAUACAAGGUCUCGCGGUUGUUGGAAUUCCACUGAUUUUCGACAUCCAUCGACAUUUGAUGCGCUAGCGAUGGAUCACAAUCUAAAG
Jatropha curcas is the source of this 682-nucleotide messenger RNA. NCBI's taxonomy places the organism in Eukaryota, Viridiplantae, Streptophyta, Magnoliopsida, Malpighiales, Euphorbiaceae. The record is from RefSeq and is a predicted model, not a curated record.